Molecule: messenger RNA, 585 nt
Organism: Macrosiphum euphorbiae (potato aphid)
Lineage: Eukaryota; Metazoa; Arthropoda; Insecta; Hemiptera; Aphididae
Source: the annotation of a GenBank genome assembly
AUGCCUAGAUUAGCUAAGCGUCAAAAAUACCGAGAUAAUAUUCCGACAAAAGAUCCCGAAGAAUAUUUUAGAAUCACUUUAUUUCUACCGUUUCUUGAUUCGUUUGUACAACAAUUAAACGAUCGUUUUGUUAAUCAUCAAAACAUAAUAUCUGGAUUUCAAAUGUUUGUUAAAAGCUCAGAGUUUGAUGAAGAAAAACUAAGAGAACUUGUUGAGUUUCAUGCUAACGAUGUUGAUGAUUUUGAUCGAGUGAAAUCAGAAACUAUUUUAUGGAAUCGUUAUUUGACUGACAGUAAUAAACAAUAUAAUAGUGUAAUUCAAAUACUUAAUGAAUGCAAUCCAGAUUUAUUCCCAAAUAUAUAUAAACUAUUACAAAUACUUAUCACACUUCCUAUUACUUCAUGUGAGGCGGAGAGAUCAUUUUCCACACUUAAAAGGAUCAAGAGUUACUUAAGAAAUUCCACAUCAGAAAGAAGACUCAAUGGAUUAGCUGCCCUCAAUAUCCACUACGAAGUCAGUGUAACACCAGAGGAAGUAAUAAGUCAUUUAAGCUCUACAAAACAUCGUUUAGAUUUCAUCUUAUAA